GUAAAUCUGGUGCGCCGACCUCUGCUCAAAAUAAACGGUACGGCAGGUCUAAGACUUACAACAACAAACCGUGGGCUCUUGACUGGGUAGGCGGKUUGCAUAAACCGGGGKGUGGGGCUGUUAUCUUCUUGAGCGAUGACAAUGGCGCCACUUGGUACUGUUGUGGGGGUGUGGAGAAAUCUGAGGCGGGCAGAAAGACCUACGAAGGGAGGACGUUUAGGACCUUCUUCCUCACGUCCGCCUUCGACAGCGCUGGGACGGACUGGGUCAAGGAAGACAAGAAUGUCUCCCUUGACCUGCGUCUCUUCCUAAGAUACGGCGUCAAGGCUUUCUCCAUGAAAGCGUUUGACGUGUGUGGGGACGGAACUGAAUUCCGAAUGCUUUCUCCGGAAGAAUUUCUCAGCAAAACAAAUGCCAACCGCGUCACUGGCUGCCUUCCUGUUGUCGACACUUCUUUCCGGAUGAGCAAACCUUUGGUCCAAUUCAACAGUCCGAUGGACCUGCUGCCAGGUGUGGUUAAGCGGUACAGGGCAGACUUCUCGAAGCUGCCGCCUGAUCAGCAAACGGACUGUGUUUUUUUGCACUUCGAGGCGGGUUCCAAGAGCAGGCGACAAACGUCGUCCGCGACGACAGGGAAGACAAAGCAGUUGCCGGGUGGGCCGUCGGGCGCGAAUCUUCCCUCGCCCUCCGUAAGGGGAGGUCGUGAUUUGGCUCAAGGUUCAAGCGAGGCAAUGGAGUUUGAUGACAGGCUUCUGCACCAGCGCAAUGUUGGCCGUGAGAAUUCCCAAGGCAGUGCAAUUGCCCUGGACGAGGACAACAACGAGGAUGAGGAAGGAGGAAGUGCUGGGCCGCAUGACGACGGCGGUAAUGAAGUAGAUGUGGAAGUUGGGGAUGACAACAUGGAGGACCAGGGCGGGCUUGCUGACGAGGACGCCGACACGCCAAUGCAUGGUCAUGACAUCUCCCCCGCCGGCGCUGUGGGAGCCGCUAUUGGUCAGCCCUCGACGUCCCAUGGAAUUUCGCUAUCGCAAAGCAGGAGUAAGGGUGGGCACGACUCACAUGCAAUGCAAGGACCGAAGGCGAGGAAAAGAACAAGGGAGACUUCUCCGUCUGCUUCUACUCACAAGAGGCAAGCCAGGACUGACGCUGUUAAUGAGGCUCGUGGAGCUUUGACAGCGUCCCAGGAGGCGCGGCCUCCUCGGAAGAACAGUCAAAGGGGGCGAUCUGGGGGUCAAGGCGGUGGCCGUGGGGGCGGUGGCCGUGGAGGGGCGCGGAAAGGCUCCCAGAGGGUGAGACCACAAGAGCUGUGGGACUCGGGGGAUGAGGGCGAGGGAGUGGAUCCUCACAUGCCCGAAGAUGUUGAUGAGCCGGCUCAGCGCGUCGCGCCCAUCGACACUACGCGUUGUUUCUUCCUCGAAUACGACGACCAAGGCUUUGCUACGCAAGACGUUCAUGCUCUUCACGUGGACGUCAUGAGAAUCAAACGCAUUCCCCGCGGAAGGAUUCUUUUCAACCACCGCUCGUUGUCGGAAAACAUUGUGCGAGGCAUCGAGAAUGCCAUCGAAAGCUUUAUCAGCACGGACCCGGGGGCGUGGGAUAGGCUCGAGCUCGUGCUUGCGCCAGUUGACCGCAAUGACAUUGCCGGCGGCCAGGGAAGACGGAUCACGCCGACCGAAUUCUUGGAAAGGGACCCGGCAGAGUUCGACUGGUACGCUGUCUGUGGUCAGCAUACCGUUGAGGCCAUGAAGAGAUUGGUCAGAAAGGGCUCCCCGGCAAUUAAAGUUUAUGGCCUCAACGCGUACUCUAAGGUGCGGGUCGUCUAUUUCGGAGAUGAUCAAACACGAGGGUAUUUCAAUGUCUCCUGCUUCGACAACACACGCGAAAAUCGCUCCAUGAUGUUGUCAUUCGAGAACGCUGUCCGUGACAUCAGGCAAUGGUGGAUAGACAACAAUAGAAUCGAGGCCCCGAAAGCCAAGGUCAGCGAGAAGGAUGAGGUGGCCGUUGCACAUCAGAAGACGUGGCAGAACUUCUUGAGGGCCUGCAUGAGAAAGGCAUGCGACAAGGCGUUUGUAAAUACUCUCCGACAGGUGGACCAUGAUUUUGACAUUAGCCAGUAGUAUCCUCUCAUGUUAGAAGGGGUGGAGGCCUUCGGUAGUUGUUUGAUCCUGUAAAGCGCCAAGGAAGUCCAAGGCAAUCUGUGGUUAGUAAGCAGUUUCACUAUCCAGUGCACUUAGUUUGCAAAGCUUUGGUCUGUGUGAGUGGGUCCAGAAUUCCUAGACCUCCUCGUUCCUUAGGUUGCGUGAGAUAUGCCCAGGUAACCUUAAGAAUGAAGCUCUGGGUGAGGAUUACCAGUCCACAAAUAAGUUGUGGAUCGCCUUUUGAGAGCACUUGUUAUCCGUGGCUUUGGCGUCCAAAUGGUUGCUGCGUACCAGAGCAUCGAAAAGAUGGAACCAUUAAGUAUCAACGCUCUUUCGAACACUGAGGUGUAGAUACUUGACCAGUUAUCUAAUUUGCAGAGCAUUCGUAUAAGCUUCUUUGGUGCCAUAGCAUGGUCUGGUCCUGCGUCUAUGAGGUUGAUCCCAAUGAACCGCAACGGUGUCU
Molecule: messenger RNA, 2601 nt
Organism: Chara braunii
Lineage: Eukaryota; Viridiplantae; Streptophyta; Charophyceae; Charales; Characeae
Source: the annotation of a GenBank genome assembly